Capronia coronata CBS 617.96 is the source of this 2181-nucleotide messenger RNA. RefSeq lists its product as uncharacterized. The record is from RefSeq and is a predicted model, not a curated record. The transcript is spliced from 6 exons. NCBI's taxonomy places the organism in Eukaryota, Fungi, Ascomycota, Eurotiomycetes, Chaetothyriales, Herpotrichiellaceae. The coding region runs from base 1 to 2181 and encodes 726 amino acids.
AUGUCUGUCCUUCGUUCCCUGCUUCUGGUCACGGCCACUUUGUGCCCUAUUACAUAUGCAUUUGUUGAUCUGGGAUAUUCCACCCUCCCCUAUGAACCGCUACAUGUCCCUACUCCGCGGCCACAUCAGCUGCCUAGUGGGACGGACCUGCGUUAUGAGUUACUCCCGUCGAUGAUCACGGCCGUGGCGCCUUCGAUCACCAUUUCGUCCAAUGGCACCCGGGAAACACUGUACAGUCUGCACUAUCACCACUAUUUCAGCAAGACACGCCAGGGCAAGGGACUGUUCAAGAGAGGUGUCUUCGCCAGUGACCCUCCCAUUGCGACCUGCACACCUUGCGACGGAUCGGGCUCCAGUAUCACGGCGAGUUCGACCACGGCUUCAACCACGGCGUCGUGUACAACCCACCAAUACCAUGGCGUCUUUCAAUUCCCGGACCCUGCGCUGACCACCUCAUACUGCUAUAAUUCAAACUACACCGGUGUCUUUGAACCGAGCACCACAUCGUCGAGCGGCUUGCCAUGUUGCUUCACGAUCCCGGCCUCGUGUCGUCUCAACAGCACGACCAGCAGUUCGGUCACGUAUAGUAGUGGCGUCUUCCGCUCGACCACAACAACCUCAUUCUUCAGCAACAUGAGCACCACGACCAGGAGCUCGGCAACUCCAUCGUCAACAGCGUCCUUGACUACCGCCACGAGCACCUCGUUGACAUCCCGGUCGUCUUCGUCUUCGUCUUCAACCUCGACCACAUCGUCCUCACUUUCGGGGAGUGUGUCACCAAAUCUCUAUAGCAGAAGUCUAUCUACAUCCACAAGCACAGGUACGAUGAGCACCAUAACCAUAAUCAGCGGGACCACGGUCUUUCUGACAACAACGACCUCGGCCUCAACCAUGUCAGGAACGACUCCUGGCUCAAGUACGACUUCCACUGUUCUUUCAAGCGUGCCGUACACGUCGGGGACGUCAUCGCAGACAUCUUCGACGACAAGCGCGUCCGGAUCGAUAUCUUCGAGUGUUUCCAUCAUCGUCGUGGCGAGCACCACCAUCACAUUCACGAAUAGUGGUGAAGACGGUCCAGGUUCAACAUCUGGCCCUGGAACAUCGUCGACUCGGUCUACUUUGACCGUGAUCACUGCGACACCAGUCACCUCCACGACUUCAAUCACUUAUAUCACAACGACGGUGCCAAACAUCAUCGAAGGGUGUGGAACCGCUUCGGGAAGCGGUGUAGUGGAAGGCACAGGAACCGUCUUGAUCGAUGACACAUCUAUCGUCGCAUCCGGCACUGCAAGCGGCUCGGCAUCACAAGUAGUCGGAUGUGGAACAGUGAUAGCCACGACAGGCACAUUCACCGGCUCAGCAACCAUCACUGGAUGUGGAUCUGGUUCCGGAACGGGCACGCUCACUGGUACAGGCACGAUAUGGCCACCCUUAGGAGGCGGCAUCGUGUCGAUAGUAUCGUCCGGCAUCGUCUCUGGAAGUGGCAGAUUCGAAGGUUGUGGAACGCUGACCGGUUCAGGCACCUUCGUCGCAACAGGCCCAUAUAACACAACCAUUGCUGCCCCAAUCACCACCGCCUCCUCCUCUGGCACACGCGCCGUCACCACCGUCGAAGUCUACGUCUCGUACUGUCCUGGGCCGAUGGACAACGCUCUCCUGCGCCUCGGAACGAACUUUACAGGAUAUACUGCAGCAGAUGGCAAUGGCAAUGGCAAUGGCAGUAACAUGACAAGCCCUGCACUGUCUCCCGACAACGACGACGUCAACUCGCGCUUCAUCGUGCCCACCACCCACUCCAGUUCUAAUUCAACUUCCAACAACUCCACAAGCCUCGGAAUCGACAACGCGCUGUGCAACACCUGUCCCAACAGCGUGGGCAUCUGCUGUCCACCCACCGUCGACUGUGACGGCGCGGACGGCAAGUGUCCGCUCUACGCGCUGGAGAACUCGCACAACACGCUCAACGGGUAUCUAAUCGCGCAGGUCCUGAAUAGCUCGGCUCCCGUGGCCGGGAGGAAGAAGGUGCGUGCUCUACCAAAGCCGAAGAGAAACAUAGACAAGGAAAUGGCGGUGGCGGAAUACGACAUGGCACAUAAUGAAGCAAGAGAAGUUGGGGGAGCGAUGAAGAAGAGAGACAAGAAGCAUCAGUUGCCCAAGAAGGCUCAUAGGAGACAGUUUUAG